Sebastes umbrosus (honeycomb rockfish) is the source of this 1272-nucleotide messenger RNA. RefSeq names its product H-2 class II histocompatibility antigen, E-S beta chain-like. The transcript is spliced from 5 exons. Gene Ontology annotation, biological process: peptide antigen assembly with MHC class II protein complex; immunoglobulin production involved in immunoglobulin-mediated immune response; antigen processing and presentation of exogenous peptide antigen via MHC class II. Gene Ontology annotation, molecular function: MHC class II protein complex binding. NCBI's taxonomy places the organism in Eukaryota, Metazoa, Chordata, Actinopteri, Perciformes, Sebastidae. Gene Ontology annotation, cellular component: membrane; MHC class II protein complex. The coding region runs from base 90 to 902 and encodes 270 amino acids. The record is from RefSeq and is a predicted model, not a curated record.
GUUUUUGAGCUCGAGAGGUUUUAGGAGCACGUAGGCGUUUGCAUGCAGCAUGUUAUGAACUUUAUGUUAAAGUUUUCAGCGUUUAAGAGAUGAUGGGACUUUAUUUUCUUUUCAAACUCACAGUUUCUCUUGUUUUACUCUGCAAUAUACCAGCAGGUGGCUAUGUAUAUCAGAGUAUUUCUGACUGUGAGUAUGGUGACAACAUCACAGACAUGGUCUAUCUUGUGAAAAACAUAUUCAACCAGAAUCUUAACAACAUGUAUGACUCUCGGGUCGGGAAGUACGUUGGCUUUGGAGAAUACGGCAUGAUUAACGCUGCCCAUUAUAACAGUCAGGGUUGGAAAAUGAAAGCAAGAAAAGCAGAAGUGGAGACUCAAUGCAGAUACCACGCAAGAUUAUUCAGAAGGAGCACACUGGAUCGAAAAGUGCCUCCGGUUGUCAGGGUCCAUCAGACCAAGCCAGCUGACUACGGGAAGCAGUCCAUGCUCGAGUGCAGCGUUGUGGGUUUUUUUCCCCAGGAAGUGUGGGUGAGCUGGCUGAAAGACGGGGUAGAGGUCACCACCGAUGUGUCGUCUACAGAUAUCCUGCCCAAUGGGGACUGGAGCUUCCAGCUUCACUCUUACCUGGAGCUCACACCCAGAAGAGGGGAGAGGGUGAGCUGCAGGGUGGACCAUAGCAGCCUGAGAGAGAGCCUGGAGGUGGACUGGGACACCUCAUCACUGGAUGCUAAACACCUGAAGAUGGCAGUGGGUAUCGUCGUCUUCUUCAUCGGCUUCACUGCAGCCACUGGUGGAGCAGCUUACUACUGGUGGAAAAAGAGGUUCGACCUCAGCCCAUUAGGCAGACAAGGACAAACAUCUCCAAGUCAUCAAUCAGAAUUAUUGAGUUUGAAUAGAGAAUAAGAUAAAGCUCUGCUGAAGAACUAGAUUAGGUAACAAUAUAAAGUAUUAAAGCCGGCGACCCCUUCAGCCCACAAAAAAGAAAAUAGUCCCCCUCAACAACUGACCUACAGUGGAAGGAGAAAAACAGCAUUGUGGGAAGAUGACAUAGUGUUGGUUUAUUAUUGUACUGACCCCCCCGACAUGGCAACGCUCCUCCUUUAUCAUUUGUGUCAACCAAGGACUCCACUGACAUGGUAUCCUUCAAAAAACAAAGUGCCAUAAAUUGUUCCAACGUUGUGUUAUGAUCAUUUUGUAGGAUUAAGGCGUCAGACCUGUCACUUUCAAUUACUGUCUCACCUUGGAAUAAAUAUCAUCUUUACAUGACAUGUCA